This is a messenger RNA of Peromyscus maniculatus bairdii (prairie deer mouse), 2721 nucleotides long. NCBI's taxonomy places the organism in Eukaryota, Metazoa, Chordata, Mammalia, Rodentia, Cricetidae. The record is from RefSeq and is a predicted model, not a curated record.
GCGCCAUGGGUGGGGGUGCUGGACUCGGGCAGGUCUGGGUGGUUCCGGCUUAGAUCUCAGCAGCGCUAGAGGUAGUCGUUAUCUCCUUUCUCCCUGUCUCUCUCCCUUUCUCAUCCCGCCCUAUCUCCCCCAAUUUUACCCUCUUGUGGGUACCACCAGAGUGACCCGUGGAUCUGUGAGUCACACUUAUUUCCCAGGUGUGUGGGUAUUGCUGUGGGAACAGUCCUGCGAGCUGUGAGUGUGGAACGAGGGUGGGGGAGGGCGCUUGCCUUUCAGGAACUAUAGGACUGCAACUACAAUAGCUGGUGCCGUUUCGGGUUUGGGGUGUGAUCCGUGGGCACCAACAUCUGUGUGUCUCUGCUUAUGUCUGAGUAAUUAAUUGAUGGGCAUGCCCUUGAAUAACUUACUAAGCAUUUUAUGAGAGAAAUACAUUCUACAUCUAUUAGAGAGAGGACCUCCUUGUGUCUGCCCCUUCACCCAGGCAUGCUAAGGAAAAAGUUUUGGGUAAAAGAGAGUCUUGGUCUAAGAAUUUGGGUGCCCCAGAUAUCUUCUGGGAUAUGGAGGCAUUAAUGCACCAAUAUAGGAAAGUGGUUAUGGGCCACUCCCGAGUUCUUCAGGCCCACCGAGGGCUUGAUGGGUGGGGGCCACAGUGGUACCUACUUUCAGGCUUUGAGUAGCGUUUUGUGCCAAGAGCAAAAAGCCAACUAGCGUUCACCCCCUCCCCCCUUACGAUCUAUCCUCUGGGAACUGAGAGCAGCCCGAGCAGGAGACCGGGAACCCAGGGAGAUUGAGAGGGACCUCUGCCCUCAGGAUGCCCCUGCUUGAUGUCUCAAGUAAGGGCUCAAAGAGCCAGGGAAGGAAGGUGGAGUGUGUGGGUUUGCAAGCGUGUAGGGAAUAGAGAUUCUUGGGGGUGCCCAUAUUCCACUGUUCGUCCCUAGUCUGCACGCAUACCAUGGGGUCUUGAUCAUGUUUUCUAAGAUGGUGAUAGAGGUGAGCUAUUCCUGAGUGAGAUGCUGAGGCGAGAGUCUAACAGACAGUGGGAGCUCAGCAAGCGUGUAUUAAAUGGGCAUGCUAGGGAGGGACACAGCCUUUGAACUGAGACGAAAAGCCGUAUGUUUGCUAAGAGAACAAAUCCGCAGGGGAAGGUCAGAAAGACUUCUCACGAUCAACCCCUUGGCGUUUCAUUCACUUAUACCUCGCACUCACCAUCGCUUCAUUGAUUUGCUCAUGUUUGCCCAGAAACACGGGCACCCACAGAGCACUGCAGAAUGACCUGAGAAUACAGAGAACCAGCGUUCAGGUGUGUGAACACAUCAGAGCGCGAGAGCCCACUCCAUGCCUAGGGUCUCUGCUGCCUGGGCAUUUGUGGGCCAGGGCUGUGGAUGUAUGUACCCGCAGGGCAUCAGAGUAUGUAUGGGACAUUGUGCGUCUGCUGUGGGAUCAGAAGUGACGUACUGGGGAGAUGUGCCUGUGGAGAAGAGUCGGGACGCGCAUAGGAAUGGCCCAGUUACCAAUGCCAGGUGGAUGUUGUGAGUGGGUGGUGGCACAUGGUGGUCAGAUUUGCAAGAGAAGUUGGAAAUGGGAAGCUGCCGCCUCUGCAUGGCCCUCGGAGUUGGCCUGACUGGGGCAGCAGGGGAACGAAGACAAGACAGACACAUGGACAUGGAGAAAAACUUGGAUCAGGUGGUCUGGACUCUCCAGGGGAGAAGCCACAGCAAUCCUAGCUGCCAAGGGGCCAAGGGAUGAGCUGGGGCCGUUCUUCCCAAUGGCAUCUCCCCCUGGCCUGGAACUGAAGACACUGAGCAAUGGCCCCCAGGUUCCAAGGAGACCAGCCCCACCGGGCCCUGUGGCGCCAACCAGGAUGGGUGUGGAGAAUGCCUGCUUCUUCUCUGAGGAGCAUGAGACUCGUUUCCAGAACCCUGGGGAUGCCAGACUGGGUAGCUCUCCCAGUCCUCCUGGAGGUGUCCCCUCACUGACCCGGUCCCAGCGGGAUGAUCUUUCUCUGCAUUCAGAGGAGGGGCCGGGCCUGGAACCUGUGAGCCGCCCAGUGGACUAUGGCUUUGUUUCUGCUCUGGUUUUCUUGGUGAGCGGAAUCCUCCUGGUGGUAACAGCAUAUGCCAUCCCUCGAGAGGCCCGAGUCAACCCUGACACAGUGACAGCAAGGGAGAUGGAACGCCUAGAGAUGUACUACGCCCGCUUGGGCUCGCAUCUGGACAAGUGCAUCAUCGCGGGCCUGGGGCUGCUCACAGUGGGUGGCAUGCUCCUGUCCGUGCUGCUUAUGGUCUCUCUGUGCAAGGGCGAGCUGUACCGCAGGCAGACCUUCGUCCCUGGCAGGGGAACAAGGAAGACCUACGGCUCCAUCAACCUGCGUAUGCGGCAGCUCGCUGGGGAUGGGGGCCAGGUCCUAGUGGAGAACGAGGUUGUCCAAGUCUCAGAGACCAGCUAUACCACACAGGGCUCUUAAGUAAGAGCCCGCCCUAUCUUGCUGCUUUAGCUGCAGAGCUUGGAGGGUCCCCAAAACCUGGGGCUUCAAAGUGGGAUCCACAGAGGGUCCUGUGGAGGGAGUUUUGAUGCAGGGGUGGGGGCAGCCAGGGUUCUGGCUUAGGCCCCACUAAGGCAAGCAUCCCUGAUGUGUUUUGCAGCUUGAAGUUUUUGCAUAAGGCUUUGUUUGGAGGAUGGGUUCUGAUGCUAAAAAUACAUUUUUGGAAACCACUGCUCUUA